This is a messenger RNA of Neurospora crassa OR74A, 857 nucleotides long. RefSeq lists its product as hypothetical. The coding region runs from base 178 to 720 and encodes 180 amino acids. The transcript has 3 exons. Lineage: Eukaryota; Fungi; Ascomycota; Sordariomycetes; Sordariales; Sordariaceae. The record is from RefSeq and is a predicted model, not a curated record.
CCGCCCGCAUCACCCACUUCAAGUGAUCAUCAUGGUCAGCGGUCGCCCCAAAACCGACAAACGUGCGCACAAGCGUGCGAGGAAAGAAGAGCCGCCGUUCAGCACGAGGCUGCCGAGGACAGCGACAAUACCGUCCCUUCAUCUUCUGAGGCACUUCCGGACCAACCGGUUCCUGCAAUGCAGGAAUUUGAUAUCAUUGCAAUCCUCGAGAACAGCGCCCUCGCCGCCAAGGUCGACGACCAAGCAAUCACUUUGAAAAACCAAGCUGCCACCCUCAACGGCCAGGCCAUCAUCAUCAAGAAGCAAGCCAACGUCCUGCAGCGUUUUGAGAGAAAACUCGAAACAUUGGCCGAGGACACCAGGGCCGCGGUUGAAACCGCCAAUGUUGUCCAAGACCAGAUCGGCCGUUACGUGGGCCCUGUGGAAAAGCAUGGAAACCGCCUCAGUUUCCUCGAGGCCAAACAAGAGGGCGGCGGCAACUUCAUGCUCGCUUGCCUGCAGAGGAUGGACGAGUUUACCAGCGAACUGAAGGCCGUGCGUGCUGAAUUGGCCGCGAGCAAGCAAGAGCUGGCAACCACCCAGCAAGAGUUGGCGGCAACAAAUAUCGAGUUGGUGGAGAUCAACUUGGAACUGGCCGCAACUAAAGAAGAAUUGGCGGAUAUGAAGCGGCAUGUCAAUGCGCUUCAGGCUGUUGCUCUCUUCGACAAAAAAGACGCCUGAACAGUUGAGUUGACCGGUUGCAGUGUUGUUUUACCUUGUUUUUUUUUUGAAUCGGUUGUCUAGCGUCACAUUUGCAAGAGAUACCCAGUCAUGUUUUCUUUCCAUUGUACCUCUUAUGAGCGGCAGUCAAGCGAAUU